Mobula hypostoma (lesser devil ray) is the source of this 1749-nucleotide messenger RNA. RefSeq names its product zinc finger CCHC domain-containing protein 3-like. Bases 700 to 1701 code for a protein of 333 amino acids. Gene Ontology annotation, molecular function: RNA binding; zinc ion binding; double-stranded DNA binding. Gene Ontology annotation, biological process: activation of innate immune response. The record is from RefSeq and is a predicted model, not a curated record. Lineage: Eukaryota; Metazoa; Chordata; Chondrichthyes; Myliobatiformes; Myliobatidae. The transcript is spliced from 2 exons.
GCAGAGGAUUACAAGAAAAGGGCAGGGAACCACACAGCCUCUGGUACCCUGUCCUCUUCAGAGGAGGAAGGAGUUGGGGGAGGCCAGCAGCCCCGGCGGAAGAAGCGGCUGCCAGAACAGGCGGAGGGGAGGAGAGAGAGGGGAGAAAGUCUGCUGGCCACCCCCCAGGUACAGGAGGCGGAGAGCAGCAGAGACACACAGCUCCAGGAAUCCCGGAGCAGAGCCACGGCUGGCAUACAGCAGCCUGAAGUGGAUGCAGCCCAGGAAGUCAGAACCAGAACUGCCACACCCGGGGGAGUACUACCAGCAGUACCUGAGCCCACAGGAGGUGGAAAACUUCACAAAGGCGGUGGGAAGGAAGGCUCAGGACUGGAAGGAAGAGGACGGAGAGCAGCCGAAAUAAAGGACUUACAAAGAUGGCAGACCUUAAAUUGGCGUGCUGCAACGUGCAAAGUUUGAAGAGUACCAGGCGAUGCGUCAGCACGCUCCAGUCCCUGGGCACUGUAAAAGCCGACGUGACCUUCCUCCAGGAGUGCAGACUACCACACCUCCGUAACUACCGGAGGUGGGCACGGUGGUGGAAAAAAGACCAGAAGGCGGAGGAGAAGAGUUCGUGCUGACGCAGGGGUGGAUGCUAAUGCUGAUUGGUCUCCAUUCUAACACCCCAUACCAGCGACGACAGCAGUGAGGAAGAAGAAGAUGGCAGCAGCGAGCAGUGCAUCGGCUCGAGGCCCGGGUAUCAAGAACACUGUCAGGCUGACAGUGCGAGACCGGAACGGGGGCACCAGCAUCACCCGAGAGACCGUCAUCCGGAAGGUCUUGAUGGAACGCUGUGGAUUUAUGCCCAACGUCAUCUACUGUGUCCAGGAUUUCGCAGGUUUCUUCGAUGUCACUUUCCGGCAGGCUGCAGGGUGGCAGAAGCUGUAUCAGCAGCUUCAGCUGAAGGGGACAGAGGCGCCGCUGUCUCUGCUGAAAGCACAGGCCCUCUUUACAACGGCAACCCAGCAGGAACGGACAAUCAUGCUCCAGAUGUUCAACCUGUACGUGCCAGUGGUGGACGUCCUUACAUUCCUCGCUCGGUAUGUGGAGAGCGUAGGAACACCAGCGGACGUGAAGGACGGACUGGGAAUCUGGACCAGCAAACAGCAGGUCAAGGUGAAGCUGAGGUUGGAUUCCAACGGCGGCAUCAUCCAGCCCCCCUCCGUCUUCGCCAUCAGAGGGAACCGAGGGUACACGGUGUACGCGGGGCAAUCCAGGGUGUGCCGAAACUGCGGCAAGGCAGGGCACAUCGCAGCCCACUGCAGGGUGUUGAUGUGCAAGAACUGUAAAACUGAAGGCCACCUGACCAAAGACUGCACGCAGGCCAAGUCCUGCAACCUUUGCGGACAGGCUGGCAACCUGUACAGAGACUACCCGAGGCAUGGGGGCACCUACGCACAGGCGACCAGGGAAGGUGCUGGCACUGAAAGGGCCCAGGCAGUUUCGGACGUACCCGCCAGCGCUGCAGACGAGGCACCCGACAGGACGGACGAUGAAACCAGGGAGGAAGGUGCAAGCACCCCAAGACCUGCCACCCCGCUGCAGACCCCCCAGGACCAGGCAAACGACAAGCAGGAGUCCAUGGAGGAGGGGAGAGCUGAGGUGGAAACUGAAUGGAAGGUCGUGAAACGUAAAAAGACCCAAAAGGCCGCGGCCAAGUGACAGAAGGCAGAGGAUUACAAGAAAAGGGCAGGGAACCACACAGCCUCU